UACAAAAUCGGGAUAAACAUCCCUUUGGUCAAAUAUCUGCUCAAAACGUACAAAUUGAAAUGCGAAAUAUAACUUUUAGAAUAUAUUAACCGAAUGAAAUUACCUCCCUUAUCAAAUAUGGCGACCUCCAUAACAGCACUAAGACCCGUGCUUCUGGUUCAACUACGAUCAGCAUUGUUGCAGCGAGCCACUCCCUCACUCGCCGUGACACCGGUCAGAUGGAAGGUGACGAAGAGUCAGAAGUUGCGCACGCCUCAUGUAGCCAAGGAGAAGGAGAAAUGGGUGAAAGCAAAAGCAGUGAGGCUGGAGAAGGAAAAAGACAAGUCUAAGGAGCAUCCCAACUGGAUGAACAGGAAGCCAGUUGAUGAUGUGUGGAUCAGGGGGCGUUACCCUCCUCAGUGCCACGCCCUAGAGGAAUGUGUGCAGCGACAUAAAGAAUACGCACAUCCCAGCAUGUUUGAUAAUAUGGAUGGACUGCUGUAUGCAGACCUGGAGCUGAAUAUGUCCACAAAAAAGAAGACCAAGUUCAUGCGGAAUAUCAGCUCAACACUGAUGUUGCCCCAUACUUUUGAAGAAAAUGUUGUAAAGAAAUGUGCAGUGUUCUGCAAGACGAGUGAAGACCAACAGAAGGCACGGGACCUUGGUGCUCUCUAUGUCGGAGAUGCAGAUCUCAUCAAGCAGAUUGUUGAUGGGAUAAUUGACAAAAGUGAGUUUGACUUCGCCCUUGCUACGCCGGACAUAAUGGUGGAAAUGCUGGCCCUACGAGGAAUACUGAAGGACAUGUUUCCACGCAAAAGCAGAGGCAACAUGAGUUCCAGCGUGGAGGAGAUGAUGACUCUGUUCCAACAAGGCGUCACCUACACGUCCUCCAAACACUCCGAUGCUGUGGGGAAGUUGCAAGUACCCCUGGGAACUCUGAACAUGACCACUGAACAGUUGGAGGAGAACUUUUCAGCAUAUAUGGAGUCAAUCAAGAAACAGAAGGCACCCAAACUAGGUCAGUUUGUGAGCCAGGCUGUGUUGAUAGCCCCGCCAUCACCGGAGCGCUUUCAUGUGGAGCUGGAGAAGUACAUGGCCGACACCAGCAAACAGAAGUCAGCCAUGGCUGAUGAAGAUGAGGAGGAGGAGGAGGAGGAGAGUGAAGCAAGGAACUGAGUAUCUAGUCAGUGUGCUUAGUGAACUGGAACAGACUUCUCUUGUAUAGGUGUGUGAUAGUGUGAGAGAGGCAAGGAGAAACACACGGAGCUGUGAAUGGUAUUCAAUGUAUUCCGAUUGUUCACCAAUGGCAAGGUGAACUGGAAGGACCGUGGUGGUGGACAUAAAGACAGGCAACGAUGACAGAUACAAUACACCUCAAUCGUAUGUUCAUAUGAGACUACAGCAUGUGAUAUUAUAGUCCAGCUGUCAUGUACGACCCAUAAAUCAAUAAAACUUGCAUCUCCUCGCCCAGUUUCAGUGUUAUAUCACUGGGCACAAACUUGUUGCCAGAAUCUCAGCCAAAAUUGGCAGCGGGUAUUUGUUACUGUCUACAGCAUGUUAACAUGUACCUUACCAUCAGAAACCUUGAGGAGGAAUAACAAGGCUGACUUGGUUCUGCUUCAGUGUAUGUAAUGUGUCCCAGUGUGUCCCAAUAUGCUUCACUAUUCCAGGACUGUGGGUAGACAUGAGAAUUCCCUGUGGAAUUCCAGGUUGGAAUAGAUCCCCAACAACCAUUGGUUAGUUGGUUGUUUAACGUCGCACUCAGUAAUAUGCCAGCUAUAUGACGGCAGUCUGUAAAUAAUCGAGUCUGGACCAGACAAUCAAGCAACCAAUGCCGGUCACAAGAGGUGACCAAAUUGAUUGGUUGGUCAGGCCUGAACCCCCUCUUUGCAAGACAAGGUAAAACCCUGCCUUAUAAUCAUGAAAACAAGUGGCUGAUGGAGGGCUGCCCACACAGUUGAAAAUCUCUCAAUUCUGAAAUGUGCAUAUUCCACCACUCCACCUCAGUCGUGUGCGGACUUGAACACAAGCCAAUAAUAUUGUAAAAAGGAAACACAUAUUAACACAUGUAUACAAAUAUUUAUUCAGAUGUAAAAAUCAAAGAUGGCAACUAUUACAAUGUUUUCACACAGGAUUCAGGAGAUGGCUACAAACAUCCGCAUAAUGAAACCCACUGCAAGGUGAACUAUACUGUCAGUUUUGUGCAUCAAAUAUAUAGUUUGUUUUCAGGAACAAAAACUAAAAAUAUAGUGAUGGAUUUACUAUAUUAAAGCUAAUUUUGAGGUCACGAUUGUCGCAUCUUAUGGAAUCUCUUGGAAUGAAUAUUUUGUAUUUAAUCCAGAAGAUUAAAUUGAGGUCUGUGUCUUCCCUGCAGAAUGUUGAGGGGUUGUCAUUCAUAUAGACACUCAAAUAACUGUUACCAUGGUUACAGUGACAGCAAUGGUAAGUUAGAUGUUACAGAUUAGUAUAUAUGUUUUACUUACCAAUCAGAAGAAGUUAAAGAACAACGAUUUUUUUUCAUAUGUCAUACUAGGGGUGAAACAAUGCGACGAUACCAUACACGAUACGUUCUUCCCUGUAUUGAUACAAAAAGAUACAUUUGCUAAAAUAACCUACCCAAUACACUUUUAAUGACUCCCAGCAUUUUUGUCAGUCAAAUAUCGCAAAUUGUAUUGCCUUUCAAGUUCACUCAAAAACAUAUUUGAACCGGCUCUGAAAUAUUUAUUAACAAGAGGUUUCCACGUGAUAAGAUGUAUGGAUGCGUAUCGCGAUACAUAUCGUAUCGUGACCUUGCUGUAUCAUGAACCCAGUCAUACCAUGACAGAUUAACAAUAGUUAAAUGAAAAACAGAAGGCUUCAUCUUGUUUUGAGUAGAAGACAUCAAUCAGUUGGCAGUUCUAACUUCUAUAUCCAAUAUAUAUGUUCAUCAAAUAAAUAAUAAACAGAUUAUGGCAGAUAUUUCCUUUAUGUUUACAUUCUAAUUUCUCAAACAUAUGCAACAGAAGGUUUCAAGAUCACAGGGGUGUGGACUGCACAAGUAAGAAGCACUCAAAAACAUGAGAUUCCUCUACCAUUAUUGGGUGAGAGAAGAGUAUUCCUUUUCAUGUCAGUAUAAAUUCACAGGAAUAAAUUCUUAGCACUUGUAUUACUAUCCAAACAUAACAUUGAAUAAAUAUAUCUAACAAUAUAACGGUAACUGACAGACUAUCAUAACUAGGAAAAUAGGAUAAAAGCAGAAGAAUCUAAUGUAAUUAUUUUUGGUCACAAUAAGUACAUGGAUACAAUGAUAUCAUGGUGAUCUUCAUCAUCAAACAUACAGACCAUCUAUCAUGUCAGCAAGUAAUAAAAUAUAAUUGUAAGUAAACUAUACGACUCUGAAAUCAGUGGACUGAUGUCAAUAAUGACACAUUUGUGCUGAUGAAGAUGCUACGUCUAGAAAGGAAGAUCAGGAGGGGCUGCACACCAGGGCUAUAACUAUUCACCUUCAGCAUCAGGGCUGUGCCAUACGUCUUGCAAGAUGAACACAUGUAUCUUAAUCAUCAAAACAAACUGAUACUGGUACUUGUUUAUGAAAGGUGUUUCCAUGGUAAUGCCACUUACUGAGACUAUACUCAAGAAUGUCAAGCGUUUAUAAUGUCAUAGUUAUCAAUUUACUUAAAUAUUUUGUAAACAUCUCUGGUCUGCCAAUGUUGGAGAAUUACAACUCACUAACCUAACCUGGUGUUUUUGUGUUAGUAUCAGUUGGCACGUGUGUCUGAUGAAUCUUAUUGCAGCAACGUGAAGUGUUACAGCCCGGUUUCAUAUCAUAAUGAUAAUAUCCAAGGAGUAUUUCAAUAUCAACUUCCGCGUGAACAUCAUACAGCACAGACAGCCUCCACCCUCAUGCUCAAUUACAACCCAAAGUACUACAAAUCAUAGUAAAACUACCGGAAUACCUGGUAACUAAACGAGUUUAUAUUACUUCCAAUAAUAUAGAUACCACAAACUGCCUUCAAAAACAUCUUUUCUCAUCAGUGGCACUAGUUGGAUGCUGUCUCAGGGGUUAAAAAAUACAUUAGUCAUGAAUUAACAGCUAAUGUAAAUAUCCAACAUAACAGAUACUGAUAUUCAGUUGCUUUCAUAACCAUGUCACUAAAGUACACA
This is a messenger RNA of Haliotis rufescens (red abalone), 4122 nucleotides long. Its product is annotated as 50S ribosomal protein L1-like. Lineage: Eukaryota; Metazoa; Mollusca; Gastropoda; Lepetellida; Haliotidae. The coding region runs from base 94 to 1155 and encodes 353 amino acids. The record is from RefSeq and is a predicted model, not a curated record. The transcript is spliced from 9 exons.